AUGGCAGCAGCAGGAGCAUUAGCAGCGCCAGGCCAACUUAACCUGACAGAAUCACCUUAUUGGGGUUCAAGAAGCGUUGAUUGUUUUGAGAAAUUAGAACAGAUUGGUGAAGGCACUUAUGGUAAAGAUGCUUUCUUUUACCUUGUGCGUGUUGAUUUUGAAUUGGGUGGUUUCAGCCAGGUUUACAUGGCUAGAGAAAUAAAGACUGGUGAAAUUGUUGCUUUGAAGAAAAUAAGAAUGGACAAUGAGAGAGAAGGGUUUCCUAUAACGGCAAUACGAGAAAUCAAAAUUCUAAAGAAGCUACAUCAUGAAAAUGUGAUUAAGCUGAAAGAGAUAGUGACAUCUCAAGGCCCUGAGAAAGAUGAUCAAGGGAAGCAAGAUGAUAACAAGUAUAAAGGUGGGAUUUACAUGGUUUUUGAAUACAUGGACCAUGAUUUGACAGGUCUUGCUGAUCGUCCUGGGAUUAGAUUUUCAGUUCCACAAAUUAAGUGCUACAUGAGGCAGCUUCUGACAGGGCUUCACUAUUGUCACAUAAAUCAAGUGCUUCAUCGAGAUAUUAAAGGCUCUAAUCUUCUGAUAGACAAUGAGGGUAAUCUGAAGCUUGCUGAUUUUGGGCUUGCCCGAUCAUUCUCAAACGAGCACCAAUCAAAUCUUACGAAUCGUGUUAUUACUUUAUGGUACAGGCCUCCGGAGUUGCUGCUUGGGUCAACAAAGUAUGGUCCAGCUGUUGAUAUGUGGUCUGUUGGUUGUAUCUUUGCUGAACUUCUGCAUGGAAAGCCAAUUUUCCCUGGGAAAGAUGAGCCUGAACAACUAAAUAAGAUUUUCGAGCUGUGUGGAGCUCCAGAUGAGUCUAACUGGCCUGGGGUUUCAAAGAUUCCUUGGUACAACAAUUUCAAGCCAACAAGGCCAAUGAAGAGACGUCUCAGAGAGGUUUUUAGACAUUUUGACCGCCAUGCCUUGGAGUUGCUGGAGAGAAUGCUGGCUCUUGAUCCUUUACAGAGAAUUUCGGCCAAGGAUGCACUUGAUGCUGAGUAUUUCUGGACUGACCCACCACCAUGUGACCCUAAGAGUUUACCCAAAUAUGAAUCAUCACAUGAGUUUCAGACAAAGAAAAAGCGCCAGCAACAAAGACAGCAUGAAGAAAAUGCCAAACGUCAAAAACUACAGCAUCCACAGCCACAUUCCCGCCUUCCACCCAUUCAGCAGUCUGGGCCACGUCCCCAAAUGCGGACAGGGCCCAAUCAGCCCAUGCAUAGUUCUCAGCCCCCAGUUGGAGGUCCUGGCCAUUACGGGAGGCCUCGUGGACCUGCUGGUGGUCCAGGUAGAUACCCUCAAAGUGGAACGAGUGGGGGAUACAACCACCCGAGUCAUGGUGGUCAAGGUGGAGGAGGUUAUGGUAGUGGUCCAUAUCCUCCACAAGGACGAGCCCCACCAUAUCCCUCUGGUGGCAUGCCUGGUGGUGCUCCACGUGGUGGUGCGGGUAGUGGAUAUGGAGUUGGUGGUCCAAAUUAUCCUCAAGGUGGUCCAUAUGGUGGUUCUGGUGCUGGGCGUGGCUCAAACAUGAUGGGAGGAAACCGCAACCAGCAAUAUGGUUGGCAGCAGUAA
Molecule: messenger RNA, 1605 nt
Organism: Dovyalis caffra
Lineage: Eukaryota; Viridiplantae; Streptophyta; Magnoliopsida; Malpighiales; Salicaceae
Source: the annotation of a GenBank genome assembly